AUGUUGAAAAGAUUAAAUCAAUAUAAAUCUAUAAUUCGUUUUCAUCAUUGUACAGCCAUCCCACUCGAUAAUCGUUCUUUAAUAAAAGUUCACGGUGAUGACACAUCGAAAUUUCUACAAGGUCUGAUUACGAAUGAUAUAGAAAAUUUUAAAAAUACAAAUGCUAUCUAUAGUAUGUUACUCAAUGCACGUGGAAGAAUUCUGUAUGAUAUGAUUAUUUAUAAUAAUCAUCAAUUAAAUAAAUCAUCUUAUUUAAUCGAAAUAUCUCAAAAUGCAGCCGCUGAUUUUAUGCGUAUUUUACGUACAUAUAAGCUUCGUAAACAAGUUAAUAUUGAAGAUGUUACAGAAGUCUACCGUAUUUGGUCAAUACUUGCGUGUCAAAAAGAAGUUCACUCGAAUAGAAAUGAUCUUCGUGAUAGUUUAAAUUUUAAAACACGACAAGGUCUCAUUAUAGGUCAAUCCGAUCCACGACAUCCGAGUCUCGGCGUACGUCUCAUAACCGAACGGAAAACUCAAUUAGAUAAUCUUGUCGAUUAUUGUAGUAUAUCUAAUGAUACAUCAAUAUAUAAAAAAUGGUUAUAUCAACAUGGUAUUGCCGAAGGUACUGAAGAUAUUCCAUCGGGCGAAUGCAUCCCGCUUGAAUACAAUAUUGUCUUUUUAAAUGGCGUAUCAUUUAGUAAAGGUUGUUAUAUAGGACAAGAGCUUGUUGCGCGUACACAUCAUACAGGUGUUAUACGCAAACGACUAAUGCCUAUUCAAAUAAAAAAUUAUGAAGAAUUAUCAAAAAGUUUUGAACAUAAAAUAAACGAUUUGACAAUUAUUAAUCAAGAAACAAAACGACGUGCCGGUAAAUUAUGUGCAUCAGUGAACGAAACUGGCAUAGCAUUAAUACGUUUAAAUGAAUGGAAGCAUAAUUUACGCAUUCAAAAUGCUGAUGUGCCGAUAAAACCUUCGAUACCGACUUGGUGGCCACCACUUGAUGAAGCAACAAAACUUGAAAUGCGAAUUGAUCAUUUCAGUAGCAGCAGUUAG
Messenger RNA from Rotaria socialis, 1032 nucleotides. NCBI's taxonomy places the organism in Eukaryota, Metazoa, Rotifera, Eurotatoria, Philodinida, Philodinidae. The record is from the annotation of a GenBank genome assembly.